Molecule: messenger RNA, 2499 nt
Organism: Eruca vesicaria subsp. sativa (arugula)
Lineage: Eukaryota; Viridiplantae; Streptophyta; Magnoliopsida; Brassicales; Brassicaceae
Source: the annotation of a GenBank genome assembly
UCCUCCUCUCUCCCAUAUUUUACUCUCACUCACACAUAUCUCUCUCUCAACCUUGUGAUGAGUUUUGUGAGAUAGAGAGAGGAAGAGAAUUAAAAAAAAAACAGAGGAGAUCAUCUUUUACUUCGUCACGAUUUACAUUCUCCCCGUGACAGAGAUUUUGUCUGAUCGUCUUUGUAUAUCACUACUACUGGCAGUUGCAGGAAAUGAUGUUAAAGACAUUGUUAGUUCACGGGCUCUUGUUGGUCUUCUUCUUCUUCUUCUUGAUCAGCUCUGUUUCUGGCGAAGAAAACGACGGUGGCUCGUCAAUAUGCAACUGCGACGACGAAGACAGCUACUUCAGCUACGAAGGAAUCAUCGAAUCACAGAAAGUCGGCGACUUUCUAAUCGCAGUCGCGUAUUUCUCCAUACCCAUCGAGCUUCUCUACUUUGUGAGCCGCACACAUGUCUCUUCACCUUACAUUUGGGUCAUCUGCGAGUUCAUAGCCUUCAUCGUCCUCUGUGGCAUGUCCCAUUUACUCUCUGGUUUCACCUACGAGCCCCACCCGCCUUGGGUCAUAACAGCUGCAACCGUCUUCAAGAUGUUGACCGCGGUCGUCUCUUUCCUCACUGCCAUCUCGUUAGUCACUCUCUUGCCUUUGCUUUUAAAAGCUAAGGUUCGAGAGUUUAUGUUGAGUAAGAAGACGAGAGAGCUUAACCGUGAGGUUGGUCUUAUAAUGAAACAGACAGAGACUAGUUUGCAUGUUCGUAUGCUUACGACUAAGAUAAGAACGUCUUUAGAUCGUCACACGAUACUCUACACGACGCUUGUGGAGUUGUCAAAGACUUUGGGGUUGAAGAACUGCGCGGUUUGGAUUCCUAAUGAGAUCAAGACGGAGAUGAAUCUUACGCACGAGUUGAACGGUGAGAAUGUGGGUGGUAGCUGUGGUGGUUUAGGGUUUUCGAUACCAAUCACUGAGACUGAUGUUGUGAGGAUUAAGAGAAGUGAAGAGGUGAAUAUGUUGAGUGCUGGCUCUGCGCUUGCCUCGGUGACUACCCGAGGCAAACCGGGCCAGACGGUUGGGAUCAGAGUCCCUAUGCUUCGUGUUUGCAACUUUAAAGGUGGAACACCGGAGGCGAUCCACAUGUGUUACGCGAUUUUGGUUUGUGUGCUUCCUUUAGGGCCAACACGGGGAUGGACUUACCAGGAGCUGGAGAUUGUCAAAGUUGUGGCUGAUCAAGUAGCGGUUGCGAUCUCUCACGCUGUGAUUCUCGAAGAGUCUCAGCUCAUGAAUGAGAAGCUCGCGGAACAGAAACGUGUGCUUGAGGUGGAGAGGGAGAACGCGAUGAGAGCUAAUCAAGCUAAAGCUGCGUUCGAGGAGAUGAUGAGUGAUGCGAUGAGACGUCCUGUGAGGUCUAUUCUAGAGUUGCUUCCUUUGAUAACGCAGGACGGGACAUUACCGGAGGAGACACAAAAGAUUAUGGUCGAUGCUAUGGGGAGAACUAGUGAGCUGCUGUUACACAUUGUAAACAAUGCUGGAGAUGUAAAAAGUGGGACACAUUGUUUUAGUUUGCGUUCGGUUGCGAAGGAAACAACUUGCUUGGCGAGGUGUUUAUGCGUGGGGAAUGGGUUUGGUUUCUCGACGGAUGUUGAUAGAAAAUUGCCUGAUUCUGUCGUAGGUGAUGCUAGGAAGGUGUUACAAGUGAUCUUGCAUAUGCUUGGAGGUUUAAUGAACCGGAAGGUUAAAGGGAAUGUGACUUUCAGGGUUGUACCGGUAAGAGGAAACUCAGAAGUUGUAAAAGAUAGCCAAGAAGCGGCUUGGCGACAAUGUUAUUCCAAAGAAUACGUUGACGUUAAAUUCGUAUUUGAUGUAGCUUCAGAAGGUGAAGAGAGUAGUAGUAGCAUCAGCACUAAGUUCAUGCAAGGGGAUGUUUUGGUUGUGGAGGAUGGUGUAGGUUUGGUGAAAAGCCUCUCUGUUGUGUUCCGGUUCCAGCUCCGGCGAUCUAUAGUGUCAAGAGGCAGUGGAUAUUCUGGAGAAACUGUUAAAACAUCAACUCCUCCGUCUACUAGUAACGGUCUUCAGCGUCAGGACUCAGGAAGGGGGUAAAAUGUUAGAGCAGAAGAGAGAUAAACGGUUAAGAAUUUCAGAGAUGAGAGAGGGAAGUAAAAAGUAAAAACAGUAUCGUUUUUAGGCUGUAGAAACCUGAAAAUUAACUAGGUUUAACGUAUUAAUCAUGUAAGCAAAAAGGCAUCGCUCAGACUUGUUACCUGGUAGAUAACAGAAUUUAAAAGUUGAAUGUGUCUGUCGGAGGAUGUUUUUCUUCUUUUUCUUUCUGUUAUUUGUCACAUCGGUGUCGUUAAAUGUUUUAAAGAAGAAAACUAAGUAGACAAAACGGAUUAAGAUUAACAACUUAUUUGAAAGCCUAAUAAUGAUAUUUAAGAUUAGCUAUCUUUAAAUAUGUCAUGGAAGCGGAUCGGACCACGUAAGCUCACUGGACUUAUAGAAAAAUCACAGUCUUAAC